AUGUUCCUCCAUCUCUUCACGCUGUAUUUCACUUGCCAAGAGCUAGCGGUUCAUAAGAGCGACUUGCACUUUUCGGACAAAUCUGGUGACCACUCUAGCGAGUAUUCUCGGCUUCUACACCUCCAUUUGGCCGAUAAAGACGCUAUUUUGGGCUCAGUUAUGCUCAGACAACUGUCAAUUAAUGCCAUUCCCUCCAUCCUCAAGGCAUUAUUGGAAUUUAAUUUGUUUCAAAUAAACGAAGCUCGUGAGCCACCAUCAAUCGCUGGAUUUACCCUUUCUACUCGUGGAGUUCUUUAUGGAGAACUGGGUUGCUGCUUUUUGUUGUCGCCAAUUUUAGGAACGGUUUAUGAGCUUAUGGCAGUUAUAAUCGGACAAGUCAAGGCAAAAUACAUUAUCGCGAUGUUGGUGCUCUUCUUUCUCCGUCAAUUCUACAUUGUUUACUGUACCUACCUCCUGAAAAAGCAAACUGAAGAUCCCCAGCCAGAAUCCGAAAAAUCUGACAAGGCAAAAUCCAUCACUUCUAUUUGGGAAGAAUUUAAACGCGACUAA
Messenger RNA from Oikopleura dioica, 549 nucleotides. The record is from the annotation of a GenBank genome assembly. Lineage: Eukaryota; Metazoa; Chordata; Appendicularia; Copelata; Oikopleuridae.